Penicillium taxi is the source of this 549-nucleotide messenger RNA. RefSeq lists its product as uncharacterized. The record is from RefSeq and is a predicted model, not a curated record. The transcript is spliced from 2 exons. NCBI's taxonomy places the organism in Eukaryota, Fungi, Ascomycota, Eurotiomycetes, Eurotiales, Aspergillaceae. The coding region runs from base 1 to 549 and encodes 182 amino acids. Gene Ontology annotation, biological process: proteolysis. Gene Ontology annotation, molecular function: serine-type endopeptidase activity.
AUGUCCUCAGUUCUAUUUGACGAUAAUAACGAUGCCGAUUCUCUCACCUAUGAAGAAAAAAAAGAAAUUGAGAUACUGAUGAGCACACUGUUCCAUAUGGGUGUCCCAAUUGUGAUGGCGGCAGGUAAUAUUGACUUUGGAGAUGAGAGUGAUGAGGUGAAUGGUAUUCCUCAAGUUUUUGAAGAUGAUGACUUUCCACUACUCAAUGUGGGCAGUGCCGAUCAAUUUGGAAAUAUUGACUGCACUUCUAAAAGAGGAUCUAAAGUUUCCGUUUACCUCGACGGCACUGCCGCUACAUGUGUUGCUUUCAAGGAUAGCGCGGGUAAUUACGUUCCCCAGAUUGGUACUUCAUAUGCUGCUCCUCUUCUCGCUGGUAUGAUCGCCGUCUUCAUGUCCCAAACACAGGGCAAGUUUUAUGAUGCGACGCACCAAUACGCUGGUACAAGAGAGUUUGUGGAAAGAGUACGCCAUUUUAUAAAGACAGAGGCUAGUUAUAUCAGGGUGGGAGGCGCACGAAUGGGCUGGAACAUGGCUCCCAAGGCUUCCUAA